Molecule: messenger RNA, 1758 nt
Organism: Mastomys coucha (southern multimammate mouse)
Lineage: Eukaryota; Metazoa; Chordata; Mammalia; Rodentia; Muridae
Gene: Ucn2
Product: urocortin 2
Exons: 2
Coding region: 771-1112 (113 amino acids)
Biological process (GO): digestion; cellular response to nutrient levels; hormone-mediated signaling pathway
Cellular component (GO): extracellular region
Molecular function (GO): hormone activity; corticotropin-releasing hormone receptor 2 binding
Source: RefSeq, a predicted model, not a curated record
UCUGUGUUCUCAAUCCCACUAACUUGUCCCCUCAAAAGAAAUAAAUAGGGUGGGGGCUAAGGAGGUGUCCCAGCUCCCUAGGAGGGGGGUGAGUCAUAGGUAGGAAGCUGCCUCAUGCCAGGAAACUUGCCCUAGCUCCUACCCCAGGAGGCUGGGGGAGAUAAAUGGGCCUUGAAGUGGAGUAAAGGGUCAGCCUCAGGACUGUUGCCUGGCCCUAGCCCCAGCAGCCCCAGCCGUCUCAGCCUACCCCUGAGGACCUUGGUGUAGCGGUAUGAAUGACCUUGAGUCGGGAUGGGAAGGGGGCCUGGGGUUGGUGGAUGGAGAUACCUGGACCUGGGAGGCUCUGGGGUCUCUGCUUGCCCUGCUUCACCUGCCCCCACUGCUGUCCUUCCUCAAGCAGCCGUGUGCUCAGAACCUGUCUCCAUUUUGUCACUCUGGGGUUCUCUGAGUCUUUCUUUCCCUCCAGCUGUCUCCUGGACGGCUGGUCUCUUCCUGCCUUGUCUCUUUUCCUGUCUUCCCCUCUCUUGCUUUGUCUCCAUCCCAUUCACCUUCCUCUUCUUCUUCUGCUCCUCCCCCUGCUAAUCCCCUUUUUUUUCUCUGCCUCUGAUGCCAAUCUGUCCUUAGCUCCCACGUGUUCUCCUUCUGUUCUCAUUGGAGUUUUUAGACAGGGUCUCAGUUUUGCAACCCAAUCUGGCUUCAAACUCAGAUCGUGCCUCAGCCUCCCAACUGUUGGGAUCAUAGACAGACACCACCCUGCCUAACCUUACCACAUGAUGACCAGGUGGGCACUGGUGGUGGUCCUGGUCCUGAUGUUGGAUAGGAUCCUAUUUGUCCCAGGAACCCCUAUCCCCACCUUCCAGCUCCUCCCUCAGAACUAUCCAGAGACAACUCCCGUCUCUGUGACUUCAAAGAGCCACUCAGGUAUCACCACAGAGCCCUCGGCUUCCUGGAGCCACUCUAAAGCCAGCCCUUACCUGGACACCCGUAUCAUUCUCUCCCUGGAUGUCCCCAUUGGCCUCCUACGAAUCAUACUGGAACAGGCUCGUCACAAGGCUGCCAGGAAUCAGGCUGCCACGAAUGCCCAAAUACUAGCCCAUGUUGGCCGCCGCUGAGACUGAAGAAGGGGAUCAUAAAGAUGGGGUGACCCUGGAUGAGAAGUUGGAGGACAGCCACAAAGCUGGACAGUACAUCUAGGCCAACCACAUACCCAGAGAUCACCGUAGUGGACUACCGCCAUAGCUUCCAAGUAUCUACAGUGUGUUUAGACAGCUUGGCCAUGUAGUAUCUUGCCAUACUUCUGAGACCCUCACACAUAAUAUGUUUGGGCAUCUUGGGGCACUAGCCUGUAUGUUCAAUAUGUGGAAUCUUGCCAUGCCUCACUGUGUCUGGCAGUCACAGAGCAUCUAGAUACCACCAUGUGAGCUCCAUCCUUAAAUAUAAAGAAGAGUCAACACAGGACCCCGGUGCUGCACCUGAGAUCCAUCUAAGGCCCACAGGCCUUGGCUCCCCCACCUGAGGCUGCUAUACCAGAGAGUGCUGAAGAGGGCCAUGUGGUUGUUUUGUGGUUUUGUUUUUGUUUUUAAAGACAGUCUUGGGCUGGUGAGGUGUCUCAACGCUUAUGAGCCCUGGUUGCGCUUCCGGGGGUCCCGAGUUCAAUUCCCAGCAACCACAUGGUGGCUCACAACUAUCUAUAAGGGGAUCUGAUGCUCUCUUCUGGCGUGUGGAUGUAUGUAUAUGCAGCAGAGCACUCAUACAAUA